AUGCUCUCUUCAGAACAACAUGGCUUCUUUGAGGAUUUCUUAGACUCACGUAGGGCUGGGUGGCGUGAUUACGAAGAGGAUGAAGCUCUGUAUUUCAAAUUUAAACGCGACGGCGGGCGACGAAGAAGAAAGUUAAUCCUGGCCUUUAGUCUUUGGUUCCUUUCACUGCUCGCUGUGUUUCUAUUUUUUUGGUCCCGAUACUCCCGUUCUCCCAACGAUGUAUCUACCUCCGAAACAAACAACGUGGGCAACCAAGAUAUUCCUGUCUGGCAAGAGCUUAAAGCCCCACGUCUGUGGAGUCUUGACACGCAAGACGUUAGGAACCAGAAGGUGGUCUAUAUCAACAAUGUUGACUUCCAAAGUCUAAUGUAUGGAGGUCCAUCGGUUACUCUGAUUGACCAUAAGGUCCAAGACAUCGGCCGUAAUGGAUGUCAUGUUGAGGACCACCAGAGUGUUAUGGGUAGAAUUGCUAUUGUCCAAGAUCCUAGUAAUGCCUGCGAUCUUUGGACAGUGACUGAAUAUGCUCAAAAGGCUGGAGCCCUGGCUGUUUUGUUUUAUAGCACAAGUGGCCAACUACUCUCAGGCUCAGUUUUACCUCAUUCUUGGAAACAAGAUGAUCCCUUGAGUUCUAUUCCUGUCCUAUCAAUUACGCGUGACUUGGGUGCUAAACUGAUCGAGGGCAAAUCGACAUUUUUUGUAUCUAUUGUAACAGACAUUUUGAGCGGAGCAUCGAAGGAAUCAGAAGUAUCAGAGGAAUCAGAGGAAUCAGAGGAAUCAGAGGAAUCAGAGGAAUCAGAGGAAUCAGAGGAAUCAGAUGUAUUAGAGGUAGAAGUGCCGCCAUCUGACGAGCAGGAUGAUGAAGACCUCGAUACUAUAGACAGAAUAGACAGAUUACUCGCUCCUCUUCUCAAAUUUUGGGAAGACGUGAAAGCUACUCUCACGGCGCCUUGGGCAUGGAUCGGAGAGAACGUCAGCAUUUGGGCUCCGUGUAUUGGAAAGAUAAUUUCAUGGAUAUGUGUUGGAGCUGUUUUCGGCGCCGUAGCAUUGCCAGUGGCAUUUUUUCUGUUGACUAUUGCGCUUGGAUUUGGAGCCGAGGGGAUCUAUGCUGGAACAUGUGCGGCUACAUGCAUGGCCUGCUAUGGAGGUUAUGUCCCUGCUGGUGGAUUUGUAGCAUAUAUGCAAUCAGUAGGCGCCUUGGGAAUUGCGGCUGCAUUUAGCCCAUUUACCUUAAUAAUCGGGGCCAUCGUUGGCUUAUUUGGAGGCGGUUAUUAUGCCAAAGUUAUUAUUGACGUAUGCUCAGUCACUCCUUAAGAGUACCUAGAGAUGUAAAUAAACAAACGCAGGGUCGUGAAGUUCUAUUCUGAUCUCUUGCAGAUGACAG
This is a messenger RNA of Lobosporangium transversale, 1381 nucleotides long. RefSeq lists its product as hypothetical. The transcript is spliced from 6 exons. NCBI's taxonomy places the organism in Eukaryota, Fungi, Mortierellomycota, Mortierellomycetes, Mortierellales, Mortierellaceae. The record is from RefSeq and is a predicted model, not a curated record. Gene Ontology annotation, cellular component: membrane. The coding region runs from base 1 to 1311 and encodes 436 amino acids.